Messenger RNA from Oncorhynchus mykiss (rainbow trout), 1948 nucleotides. Its product is annotated as 1-acyl-sn-glycerol-3-phosphate acyltransferase alpha. The record is from RefSeq and is a predicted model, not a curated record. Gene Ontology annotation, biological process: phosphatidic acid biosynthetic process. Gene Ontology annotation, cellular component: endoplasmic reticulum; membrane. Gene Ontology annotation, molecular function: 1-acylglycerol-3-phosphate O-acyltransferase activity. Lineage: Eukaryota; Metazoa; Chordata; Actinopteri; Salmoniformes; Salmonidae.
CUGUGGCGCUUUAUACUGCCCAUCUCUGCAGAGGAACUUAAAUGCUUGUGCCACCGGAAACCAUUGAAUUUCAUAUCGGAACCACUACAUGAGGCUGCCUGCACCAUCGUCGACUGAAAAGUGUUGUCAUAUUUUGUCGUUCACGGUUGCGUUAUUUUAACCCAGAGAACGAGUUGUGCACCACCGGUGUUGGCCUUGGAAGUUGAAAUGUCAGCCGGUGCCACAGUGCCGCUCACGCUUUCUCACUAGCCACGGUAACGUCAGCUUUUGCUGCCAAUAUCCUCGCAGGAAUCAGUAUGGAUGCGCUCUGGGUAUUCCUAAUGCUGCUGGUCCCACUUCUGCUAUGGACUAGCAGCACCUUUGUUUUUUAUUUCAAAAAGUGUUUCUACGUGGCUUAUAUGAUGGUUUUGGGUGCGAUUGCGAUUCCGCUUAGUAUUCUGAAAUGCGGAGGCAGGGACGUUGAAAACAUGAGGGUGGUCCGUGCUCUGGUUCGUCAUGUUAAGUACUUCCUGGGUCUGCGGUUCGAUGUGAGUGGCUUGGAACACCUGCAGACAGAGGGACCCUACGUCAUCAUCUCCAACCACCAGAGCUCCUUGGACGUUCUGGGUCUAAUGGAGGUUCUCCCAGAUCGUUGCACCAUGAUUGCCAAGAAGGAGCUGGUGUACGCGGGCACGGUGGGCAUUGUGUCCUGGCUGGGCGGCAUCGUCUUCAUCAACCGCAACAAGACCAGCGAUGCCAAGAGCGUCAUGGCCGACGCUGCCAAGACCAUGCUGGACGACCAGAUCCGGCUGUGGGUGUUCCCUGAGGGCACACGGAACCAGAGGGGCGACCUGCUGCCCUUCAAGAAGGGAGCCUUCCACCUGGCAGUGCAGGCACAGGCUCCUAUCAUCCCCAUUGUGUUCUCAUCCUACAGUAACUUCUACCUACGUAAAGAAAAGCUGUUCAACUCGGGGACCAUCAAGUUGAAGAUCCUUCCGAAGAUCGAGACGAAGGGCAUGACGUCAGACGACGUGGCCGGCCUCUCCGACAAGUCCUACGGCCUCAUGCGCUCAGUCUUCCUGAGCAUCUCUGGCUUCGCCCCCUUAACCCAGAGCAACGGGCCCCCCUCACACCACUGAACAUUUCCCAUGUCCGAGACACCAAAACCUACCCUACCUAUUUAAAAUGUUUAUUUCUCCCCCGUCCUCCGCAUCGUCCCAGCUCCCUACCUACGUACCCAAUGUUUAGGUCAAAUAUAUUGGCACCCUUAAGGUGCAGAAUGUUCCAUUUUCUCUUUUCAAAACUGUUUGAAUGGACCUGCAACUUACCACAGGUGUGAGAUAAAUUACACAACGAGAUAUUGCCUCUAAUCAAGAGUCCAGGACAUUUUUCUUUGAAAUGUGCAGUUGUAAACACCGUUUUCAAUUUCAACUUGUUUUUGAAGAAAUAGAGAGUUGUGCAAGGGUGCCAAUAUAUUUGACCACAUCUGUACCAGGAUACAACGCACACACCAGGCCUCUGUCAUGAACUCAUCUGUUGUUUUGGCCUGGUAUAGUUUGGUUCUGGUUGGCUCCUGCUCUGAGCCAGCCCCCAUACAGUGCAGUCCUGACUCCUCACGACAGAAGACCUGUUGGCUCUGCAGGUUAUGAGUAGAGUGACGGACCGACGGCAAGCGAAACGGAACAUUAUUAAUGUGCGUUCAUCAUGCAUGCUUGGGGAUACCUUUUUUUCUACCUCCACCUUUUUAAAAGAGGCUUUAUUGUUAUUGUAUUUUAUUUUUUAAAUGUUUACAUUUCAGUGGUGGUACUUUCGCUUUUUUUCCCUUCCUUCUGGCUCAACUUUUUUGUUUUUUCAUAUGUUGACGGUGGAUAUUUUUAUUUUCCUCUGGUGCUGCCUUAACUUUUUUUUUCUUAAUGUGCUAUAAAAGACACGCACAGCACACAACCACCCUGCUUUAACACACGCAAAC